CUCGGCCACGCCAACUAUCGCGCUGUCUAUGACCUCGCUCGCUCCGGUAACUCAUCCGGUAUGCCCAUUAACCUCUCUCCCGUUCCGCCCAAGUGUGACGAUUGCAUACUUGGCAAGCAGACACGGACUAACGUCCCGAAAACACGUCAAGGACCUAAGUCAGAGAGGAGAUUGGGUAUCGUGCAUGUAGAUUUGAUGGAGCACCCUGAUACAGUGUCCGCCGCUGGUAAUAAGUACAUCAUGGACAUCAUCGAUGAUCAUUCUUCCUACACUUGGUCUAUCCCCCUUGCUGCUAAGUCUGACGCGUUCCCGGCACUUCAAGCGUGGACUCUCGCU
Messenger RNA from Suillus discolor, 336 nucleotides. RefSeq lists its product as uncharacterized. Gene Ontology annotation, molecular function: nucleic acid binding. The transcript has a single exon. NCBI's taxonomy places the organism in Eukaryota, Fungi, Basidiomycota, Agaricomycetes, Boletales, Suillaceae. The record is from RefSeq and is a predicted model, not a curated record. The annotation marks the transcript as partial.